Messenger RNA from Rhodotorula graminis WP1, 1679 nucleotides. RefSeq lists its product as uncharacterized. The record is from RefSeq and is a predicted model, not a curated record. Bases 1 to 1641 code for a protein of 546 amino acids. Gene Ontology annotation, biological process: transmembrane transport; carbohydrate transport. Lineage: Eukaryota; Fungi; Basidiomycota; Microbotryomycetes; Sporidiobolales; Sporidiobolaceae. Gene Ontology annotation, molecular function: carbohydrate:proton symporter activity. Gene Ontology annotation, cellular component: membrane. The transcript has 9 exons.
AUGGUCAAGCUCUUUGAGCGCGUCGAAGACCGCCCGACGCCCCAGGCGGUCUACAACUGGCGCGUGUACUCGUGCGCCAUCGUCGCCGCGACGGCCGCCAUCAUGAUCGGCUACGACUCGGCCUUCAUCGGCACGUCGAUCGCGCUCCCGUCCUUCAAGAAGGAGUUUGGCCUCCUCACCAAGACGCCCAAGGAGUUUGCUGCCAUCAGCUCCAACAUCGUCUCGACGUACCAGGGCGGCUGCUUCUUCGGCUCCCUCCUGGGUUACCCGAUCGGUCAGCUCCUCGGCCGCAAGAUGGGCCUCCUCUUCUCGUCCCUUGUCUUCUGCCUCGGCGCCGGCGUCAUGCUCGCCGCCGACGGCGCUCGCGGCCUUGGCCCCAUCUACGGUGGCCGCAUCGUCGCCGGUCUCGGAAUCGGCGCCGCCUCGAACCUCACGCCGCUCUACAUCUCGGAGAUCUCGCCUCCCGCCAUUCGCGGUCAGCUCGUCGGCAUGUACGAGAUCGGCUGGCAGAUCGGUGGCCUCGUCGGCUUCUGGAUCAACUACGGCGUCACCAAGCACAUCGCGCCCGGCACCACGCAGUGGCUCACUCCUUUCGCCGUCCAGCUCAUCCCUGGCGGCCUGUUCGCCCUCGGCAUCCCCUUCUUCGUCCGCGAGUCGCCUCGCUGGCUCAUGCAGCGCGGCAAGCGCGACGCGGCCGUCAAGAACCUGUGCUUCAUCCGCAACCUGUCGCCCGAGGACCCGUACAUCAUCAACGAGAUCAACGAGAUCGACAUCCAGGCCGAGCACGACCGCACGGCCGUCGGUACUGGCUUCUGGGCGCCGAUCCGCCACCUGUUCUCGACGGGCCACUUGUUCCGCCGCAUGCUAGUGGUAUCCUCCUUGUUCAUCUGGCAGAACGGCACGGGCAUCAACGCGAUCAACUACUACUCGCCGACCAUUUUCAAGUCGAUCGGCGUCACGGGCACCUCGACGUCGCUCCUGACGACUGGCGUGUUUGGUGUCAUCAAGACGGUGCUCGCCCUCGUCUGGUGCUUCUUCAUCAUCGACCGAUACGGCCGCCGCAACAUCCUCCUCAUCGGCUCGCUCGGCGGUGCCCUGUCGAUGCUCGCCAUCGCCAUCUACAUCAACGUCGACAAGCCGCAGCUGAACCCGACGACCGACCUGCCCGCCGCUGGCAAGGCGGCCAUGUUCUUCUUCUACCUGUGGACGGCCUUCUACGCUGCAUCGUGGAACGGAACGCCGUGGGUCGUCAACUCGGAGUCGUUCCCGGGUACGGUCCGCCAGGUCACUCAGUGCCUCGCUGCCACCUCGAACUGGCUUUGGAACUUUGUCAUCUCGCGCGCGACGCCGACCAUGUUCCUGCGCAUGGGCGCCGGCGGCUGGGGCGUCUACCUCUUCUUCUGCCUCAUGCAGCUCGCGUCGAUCCCCUACAUCUGCCUCCUCCUCCCCGAGACGCGCAACAUCCCGCUCGAGGAGAUGGACCGCCUCUUUGCCCAGAAGAACGUGUGGCGCGCCAACCAGAUCGUCAUGGCCGAGCUCCAGCGCGAGCACGAGCUCGGCGCCGAGCGUGGGCCGUCGUACCUCAAGCCGCAGGCGGGCUCGAGCAUCGAGGAGGUCGAGGACGUCAAGGAGCGCGUCUAGGAGGAAGAGGCGGUCGGAGCGCACCUCGCUGUCUCUCU